Aspergillus fijiensis CBS 313.89 is the source of this 201-nucleotide messenger RNA. RefSeq lists its product as uncharacterized. The transcript has a single exon. The annotation marks the transcript as partial. The record is from RefSeq and is a predicted model, not a curated record. NCBI's taxonomy places the organism in Eukaryota, Fungi, Ascomycota, Eurotiomycetes, Eurotiales, Aspergillaceae.
AUGUGUCAACAAUACUUUACCAUCUACUCCUGGUGCCACUGCGAGGAGGCCGCCGGCGAACACUACUGCACCGAGCGCAGCCGCGACAGCUGCCCCAGCCUCGACAUCAAGACGGUCCACAUGCAAUGCUUCUGCCACCUGCAUGCCACGCGCGGCUUCAAGUCGGAGCGCAAGUGCCGCAAGCACGAGCGUAAGCAGGAG